Bradysia coprophila is the source of this 1486-nucleotide messenger RNA. RefSeq lists its product as uncharacterized. The record is from RefSeq and is a predicted model, not a curated record. NCBI's taxonomy places the organism in Eukaryota, Metazoa, Arthropoda, Insecta, Diptera, Sciaridae.
CAAAUUGUUGCGCUAGCAAAGUUCAGAAGAUGAAGAAAACGGUUUUAUGUUUGGCUUUCAUGGGUGUAUCCACUGCAAUCGUUUACGCUGAAGAAGUUCACUCUGUGGUGACGACACUUGGAUCGCUUUUGGAGAUGAGAAAUGCUUCAAAUUGUUUCCAACAUUUGCCACUCGUAACCAGGCCGAUGAAUUUUGCAGCCAACAAGCUGGGACAAUCUCUGUACCGACGCUCGUUACUAUAAGAUCAGCUGCCGAGCAAAAAUUUCUGGUGGAAUAUAUUUCUAACACAUCGUAUUCGAACAACGUUUGGAUUGGAGCAGAACGACGACCGGGAAGUGAAAGUGAAUUCGUUUGGAAUGAUGGUUCCCCUGUUCAGCAGUACACUUAAUUGGGGAAUUGGACGUCCUUCGGAUGACGUUAGAAGAUCUUGUGUUCAAAUGCAGUCCGAUGUUGCAAGAGGACUUUCGGAUAUGAAGUGGACGGAUAUCGCUUGUACCAUAGGAAAUUGGUUCGUUUGCCAAAAGUUCCAGACGUGCUCAUGUGAGAAUUUUCAGCAAGCUCUUUUAGCGACAAGAAGGGACUUGCAGCACUUCGUCGAGAUUUUUACACGCCAGAUGGCUGAUGUGAAAAAUCAACUAGACGAAUUGCGAAACAACCAGCCGGACUUUCCAGACGAACAAUUGGCUGAGAUGCGCCAUCAGAUCAGAGAAUUGCAAGACAACGAAUUGAUACGAGACAAACAGAUCGCUAACAUGAGCAAUCAACUAAGAGACUUGCGAAACAACCAGUCGGACUGGCAUAAUAUAACAAGUCAAUUAAAAUAUUUGCAGAACAAUCCAGUUCCAAUUGGUUUCAUCUACGUUCAACUACGGAAUCAAUCUGAACCGGGAGCACUGUGGGUGAAUACGACGUGGCAAGAGAUCACUUCACAGUAUGCAGGACUUUUUUUCCGUGCGGUAGGCGAAGGUUCAGCAGCAUUUGGUGUCACACAACUUGAGAAUAGUCCGAGACUGACGGAUGUUGGUACUGCUAGGUUGCCAGGAUUUGUAAAUCAAAUUCCAAUCCAACCAACGGGUAGCUGGUCUGUAUCGUUGCCAGUAGGUGAACCAAAUCCGUCUGCCUCAGUGCACUUUGGUCUAUCUUUCGCUGUACGGUCAGGUGAAGUUCGUCCGCGGAACACAGCUAUGCGGAUAUGGAUAAGGACUGGUUGAGAAUGUUCUGCGUUUAAUUUACAAAUAAAAUGUUGCAUUCGUUUUGCAGGAAAAGAUAUUACGGUGAUUUAGUUUGUUGGUUGGUUGAUCGCUUGUAUACCCAACUCAAUGUUUUGUCUACUAAAGAGAUUUUGGAAAUAGGCGAGAAAUGUACAGUAGUUCAACAAAUUAUGUCAGUCAAAAACCCCUUUAUAUGGUAAAUGUGACGCAGGUCCUUAUGUUUUUACUCCCAAAAAUCCGGGUUCGAAAAGCCGAACGUGUCACCUCCCUCCAGC